AUGUUUUCGGUAGAGGAUGUGAAGGACAUUCUACAGUUGCUCCCUCCGCCACAGUCAAACACUGGGUCUCUGCCUUCGCUUGUGCCUUCUGCCAGCGGUCUUGGAUUAGUGACUCUGCAACAACUUCAAUUUCAAUUUCAGAGUCGGAUGACUAAAGAAACACAACGGAUACCCCUACUCUCUUUGACACUUGACCUAGAUGUGGACCAAGAUGUUGUCUUACAACUUGUCAGAACUCAGCGAACAAUCGCUUUGCUUAGUGGAGACAGCCGCAUCAUCAUCACAGAAAGCGAACGACAGUCAAUUCAUGAAGAACUGUACAGUUUGAUAACGCAUGGACUCGUGUCAAAAUCAGAUUUCGCCAAGAAGAAGGACAUCGACACGGAAAGUUUGAGCUUUCUCCUUUCUGAAUCAGAGGAGAUAGUCGACAUUGGAGAAUAUGUGUGUAGUGCAAGCUACGAACACAAAAUCUCAGAAACUUUGGAAGACGGGCUGAGACGUUCGCUCAAAGAAACACAAUCUGUUGACUUUGCCCCUACCGACUUCAUUUCCAAGGAUACACCAGGCUCUUCGUCGAUGUCACUCCAGCCUCCAUCGAUGUUCUUUGUACUUCGCAUUCUGGAUCGUGUUCUGCGAGCGCCAGAUCUAGCAGAGAACUUCUAUCUCCAUGAACGAGAAGAUAGCAUCCGUUGUACGCCGAAACGACUAUUAGAGCAAGAGGGAGAAGCCGUAGUUCGUGAUCUGCAAACAGGAAACCUUGUAUUUCUCGAGAUUUCUCAAUUUCGGAAUAGGUUCAUCUACACAACACCUAGGCAUAUUGCACAAUAUUUCGAGACUUCACCGGAUGUCGAGGUCAUAGAUUCAUAUGCGAUAUCUAAGGUUUGGGCAUCGAGUCUAGGCGACGAAUGUAGGCAGACUCUGGAUCGUGACGGAGUUGUAAACGUGCGACAACGGCUCACUGUCCUUCCUCCCGACGUGGGGGAUCGUGUGCGUCAGCAAGUGGAGCAGUUCGUCUUCAACCUCGUUCAGAAGCCCGACACGGAACUUCACCGAGUUGGCGAAUAUUGGUUUACAGAAGACGGUUACAUCAAUCACAAAGACAGAAUACUCUCAAUUGCUGCAGCAGAUGCCAAUUUUCAGUGGCAACAACUGACCGACAGCCCAGAAAAGGAGGUCAAAUUUAGUCUGUCCAACAUUACCACAGCGAUUACCGACAACGAACCUGUCUUGCGUGCUUUGGUCCAGGAGAGAUCUGUAGAAAAGGCAGCUGAGGAGUGCUUCUGGAAUACAGUAUCUAAUCGAGAAUCCGAAAACGAGGCCGAGUUCUCGAUAUCCUGGAAUGAACGGGUAGUACUACGAACUUACGUAUACAACCAAGGUUUAGACGCGGUCGGAGAUCAGAAACUACGCGACCAGCUUGCAGAGCUCUUCGCAGCCUAUGCACAGAAAGAACUCAUACCAGAUGCUAUUACUAAAGCUCGUUCAAACGGCCUCAUGAUGAGCCGAAAAACACGAAAGAACGUCCAGAAGCUCGAAAGCCGAUUGAGUACUGAGAAGAUGGAUACGUCAACCAUUGUGAUUGCCGUCAACAAGUUCAACAAAAAGCAGUCCAUCGAAGCUCCGGGUGCUUCAUCACUAGAAGAAUCGAAAAAGACCAUGGUUCUCGACAUGACCCGACGCAUGCAGAAGCAGAAGAAGUCUGACGGCCCUGUACUCUUCCUGACACUGGUCGUCCUACUAUUCGCGAAGCAUCAUCCUGGAGUGGUGUAUGCGACGGGCAAGUUCGCACCCAAGUUGCUCAAGCAAUUGAAGAGCGUAUUGGAGCCAGUGCAGUAUGAACAGCUAGAGAAGUGGAAGGAAGCAGCCAAAACGGGCACAUUGAGUGCAGAGGACAGAGAUGAGAUGAAGAAGAUAGCGGAGGUAUGA
Molecule: messenger RNA, 1926 nt
Organism: Dothidotthia symphoricarpi CBS 119687
Lineage: Eukaryota; Fungi; Ascomycota; Dothideomycetes; Pleosporales; Dothidotthiaceae
Exons: 4
Coding region: 1-1926 (641 amino acids)
Source: RefSeq, a predicted model, not a curated record